Molecule: messenger RNA, 1779 nt
Organism: Thlaspi arvense
Lineage: Eukaryota; Viridiplantae; Streptophyta; Magnoliopsida; Brassicales; Brassicaceae
Source: the annotation of a GenBank genome assembly
AUGGAUAAUGUUACUGAUAAUAUUAGGUGGGAAAGGGUCCGACAACAACAUCAACAAGUGGGUCUCGGUGAGUCUUGUUCCGGGCCCGGAAAGAGGUGGGGACACACUUGUAACGCCAUUAAAGGCGGUAGCUUUCUCUACGUAUUCGGUGGCUAUGGCAGAGAUAAUUGCCAAACCAAUCAAGUCCAUGUUUUCGACGCAGUGAUGAUCUUUGUUGCAGCAAAGCAGAUAUGGACUCAGCCAAUAAUCAGUGGCACACCUCCUCCUCCUAGGGACAGUCACAGCUGUACAACAGUCGGCGACAACCUUUUCGUGUUUGGUGGCACUGAUGGGAUAAAACCUCUCAAGGAUUUGUACAUUCUAGAUACUUGUAAGCUUUUUUUCUUUGUGUAUUUCAAGCCUUCACUUCAUCCUGUUUCAAGAAGUCAUUCUCAGUUUGGUUUGUUGUUUCCGUUUGUGGUUUCAGCUUCACAUACUUGGAGAUGUCAGAGUGUUAGGGGAGAGGGGCCUGAGGCAAGAGAAGGUCAUAGCGCCACGCUGGUUGGUAAACGGCUUUUCGUAUUUGGUGGCUGUGGGAAAUCUUCUGAUGUUAAUGACGAAAUCUAUUAUAAUGACCUUUACAUACUUAAUACAGAGACUUAUGUGUGGAAACGUGCCGUUACGUUUGGGAAUCCUCCAUCUGCGCGAGAUAGCCACACUUGUUCGUCGUGGAAGAACAAAAUCGUCGUUAUAGGUGGUGAAGAUGGACAUGACUAUUAUCUGUCCGAUGUUCAUAUCCUUGAUACAGAUACAUUCAUGUGGAAGGAGCUGAAUACUUCAGGCCAGUUGUUGACACCUCGAGCUGGUCACGUUACUGUUUCACUUGGGAGGAACUUAUAUGUGUUUGGAGGGUUUACGGAUGCUCAGAAUCUUUACGAUGAUCUCUAUGUGCUUGAUGUCGAUACGUGUGUGUGGUCAAAGGUUCUCACCAUAGGAGAAGGGCCAUCUGCCAGGUUCUCUUCUGCAGGGGCUUGUUUAGAUCCUCACAAAGCUGGAUUUCUCGUCAUCGUUGGUGGCUGCAAUAGGAAUCUCGAGGCACUGGAUGACAUGUUCUACUUACACACAGGACUUGGAUAUGAUGCAAGGUUUGAUCAGAAUUUAGGGAAGAUGUCUCUAAAGAAGCAACUGAAAUUAAAGUGCCAAGAACAAAGUCAAGCAAGUUCCUUAUACGAUAAUUCUCUUGUCAGAAUCAAUAUGGAUCAUCAAGGGAUAGAGAGUUUCGGUUUGAACACUGGCCAAUUUGAGCAAGGGAAGAUGAUGUUUCAAGCCAGGUUAACCGAGAGUUUCCCUGUUGGUUACAGUAUAGAAACAAUGAUAGAUGGAAAAGUGCUUCGUGGCGUUUUGUUUUCAACCAAGCACAACUCCGUUCUGGCGACUGAUCAAAGCUUUAGUAGGCGAGUGGUUCAAUUAGUUUCUUCUUUUCAGAGGCCAGCUAUGUCGAACGGCGAUGAAGAUAACAGAUCAAAGAUGUCAAGAACUUGGAGCAAUCAUCAAGCUGAUGCUACUGAAGCCAAAUGUACUCCAUCAAACGGCGUGGAUGUUAAUGUAAACACAGCAGCAGCAGUGGUACCACACCAAACAGAAACUGCUAUCGUUACAUCUGAUGUAACUCAGCUCGAUAUGGUCACUGUGGAUACAGCUCCAUCUUCAGUUGCUCAGACAGAUGAAUCGUCUUUAGAAUCUAGAAAUGCGAUAUCGAUUGAUGUUGGAGCUACUAAGACCGGACCUGGAGAGUCAUAG